Helobdella robusta is the source of this 3027-nucleotide messenger RNA. RefSeq lists its product as hypothetical. The record is from RefSeq and is a predicted model, not a curated record. The transcript has 9 exons. The coding region runs from base 1 to 3027 and encodes 1008 amino acids. Lineage: Eukaryota; Metazoa; Annelida; Clitellata; Rhynchobdellida; Glossiphoniidae.
AUGCACACGCUCGGCAGGCAGGACUUCAUACAUUACGUCACUUCCGACACCCAGACGACACAAUUUUUCUGGGAUCGCCAGUCAGGGGCCAAGGUGGAAGUGAACAUCGAAGGGCUCAACAUGCUGCCCACCUACACCACUGCCACCCAGCAAAUUAAUUACAAUACAAAUUAUAACAUCAAUAACAACGUUAAAACUUAUAAAAAUAGUGUUGAUGAAUAUUCUGACAAAAGUACGUUAGCUAACCAUGUAAAUAAUGGCCUCGACAAAAAUACACAGAGACAAAAACUUUCGGUUGAUUUUGAAAAAAAUGGCCUCGGGCUGAAUAAAAGGUCCAUAAAUAAAGAACAUCGCAACGAAGACGACGACGACGAUGAUGAGUUCAGCGACAACAGUUUUGUCUUUAAAGAUUCAUCGUUUUUUGAUAGGACGGAAGCGUUCAGAAAAAUAACCGAGCACUUCUGCAGUUACCCGGUGCCAGAUUACUACAUGCUGACGAUGAGUGUCGCCAAGGAUAGGACAACAACCGCAAAACUGGUCGACUGCAACAAAAAAAUAACGAAAGAAAGCAAGAAAGGAAAAGACGUGACAUUAUCGCAGCAUCAUUUGCUCGAUAGGGAAACAGUUGAUGGCUUGAGAGGUCGUUUCGACGAUGAAGCUGGCGAAGAUUUUUGUAGCUCAGUUCAUUUGAAAAACCAACUUGCCAGAAAAUACGGGCAGCGUGGUGAUUCAGAAUAUUCGGGGGAGGUGCAAGAUGGUCUGUACGUGCAGAGAACCAUCAACGACCCCUGCCUCUCCAAGGGUGGUGGGAAUGAAUUUCUAUCAUCAAAAAGCAAUUCAGUGAUAUGUCAGAUGGAAGAUACCCGCCACUCGCUCGGCCUGAUGUUCAACCCAGCGCAAAGUCCCAUACGACCAGUAAAAAAGCUGAGUAAGGAUUGCAACGAUGCGAAGAAGCGGUGCAGGCAAUGCAUGCAGGGUCACGAUUUUUACGGAGAAAACUCGUGCGGCAGGAUACAAUGCCUUAAUACGGAAGAUUGUUUGGAAGCCUAUUCAAAAGAAUGUCGCGAUGAUGAAAUUAUUUGUGCUCAAGGAGACGCCUACAUUUUCACCCUGACACCAAUCUUCGAGAACCUCUUCAGCUCCUUCCAGUGUCAUCUACGUCUCUCAUCUGCCUACAUUCGAUACAAAAUCUCCGUACACAUUCAGGUCAACUUGCUGAACUUCAGCGUCCCGGAGUUUCACAGGGAGAUUAGUUACUUGUUUGAUGAAAAGUCUGUUAAAAAGCUGCGUAUGUACUUCAUGCGAGUAACUCACGAGUUUGACGUCAUGAAGGAGUUCAUGCUACUAGGAAAAUUAUCAAAGAGUGAUGCACGACAACGGGCAAAAUCAAGUGACGACAAGAAAACUACCAACCUUGAAAAAGCUGACGAAUGGCGGUUCACAAAAAAAACUAUCAAAAAACGACGUUCCCAGGACAGCCACAAUAAUGAAAUUUUAAUUGACAGCAUUCGUCAGAGUGAAAGUAGCAACUUCUUGAGCCGGCGUGCAAACAACUUUCAUCAAACUGAAGAUCCAAAAGCUGCUUUCAAUAAUUUUUUUAAAAAUCCGCUUGCAUCGCCUGCUCAAAAAAGCAUCCAAACUUUAAAAAAAUCUUUUGACAACAUAAACUUAGUUUCAAAUUUUCGUGAAAACAUUUUGAAAUCGUUUGACGGCAAUGAUCCUUUGGCUCACAACAACCAUCAUCACCAACAACAACAACAGUUGCACAAACAACAACAGCAAUCACACCAGCAACAUCUCAGACAUCACCAUCUGCAACAAUUCAGCAUGUACCAACAACCCCAUCAAGAGCAAAAGCAACAUCAACUCCUCAACACUUCAGACUCAAUGCAAUCUGCACCGUCAAAACAAAAGAAUCGUUUCUACGUCUUCAAUUACUCAGCCAACUCAGUGGCCACCUACUUCAGGUUCAACACUCCAUUCUUCUACAGCACUUCUACCUGGGUCAGAGACAAACGGAAGUUAUCUAGGUUAGAUUGCUACAAGGACAUCGACCACUUCAUACCGUUGGUAGUACUGAAAAACGCAAGUGUCAUGGAGGUUGAUGACUUGGAAAGCAUGCGUGACGUCAUAUCACGUGAUGAUGACGUCGAAUCACACGUUUACGACGAGGAAGGAAACGUCAUCUCAAGUGUGAUUGCCGGUGAUGGUGAUGAUGGUAAUAAUGAUAGUGACGAUGAUGACGAGGAAAAGGAUGAUGUUGAUGAUGGUGACGGUGUUUUUGAUGAUGAUGAUGAUGAUGAUACUAUUGGCGAUGAAUAUCAAGACCAUGGAAAAGGUGAAGUUGAUUUUGUGUCCCGUACUGAUAAACAUAACGAAAAGGAGCUGGCUUAUAAGGGUUAUAACAACAAUGAAAAACAGCAACAACAACAACAACAAUACAAUCUCCAACCACAUGUUUCACACCACCACCACCACCAACAACAACAACACGGUGAUGAACGUUUCAAAUCAAAACCACAUGACAACAACACCAACAGCAUUGUAUCGUCGCAUAAUCGUAAACAUCUGAAACAUUCUAAGAACAAAAACAUCGCUAACAACAACAAGAACAACACUAACAAUAAAAAUAGUCCAGACAACACAAAUAUCAAAACAACAAACGAGGGUGAACAGGAGCGAGAUUUGCAAGUAGUUUUUAAAAAAGCAGCGCAAUCAAAUCUUUUCGAUUAUUCCAUUCGGCCAGAGAGUGCCUCCGUCAUCAAAUUCUCCAUUCACGAGCGAACGUCGAUUUUGAAGUGGUGGUUCCGACGGCAGGAUGGAGUGGAGCUGAACGUCGACUCACUUGUCUUCAACCUCCUUGUAACUGGCGUCAACAAAACUUGCCGGAUCAGAAUCGAAGUUUUUUUUGUUAUACCUGGCUACCCGGCCAUAAAAAACUAUAUCGAAAGGGGAAAAUUACAUAUUCGUAUCAAGCUUGCGGUGGAAAACGUUUUACAAACGGAUGAAGAAUGCAUUUCGGGUUAA